Messenger RNA from Syngnathus acus (greater pipefish), 3803 nucleotides. RefSeq names its product prostaglandin D2 receptor 2. Gene Ontology annotation, cellular component: plasma membrane. The transcript has 4 exons. Lineage: Eukaryota; Metazoa; Chordata; Actinopteri; Syngnathiformes; Syngnathidae. The record is from RefSeq and is a predicted model, not a curated record. Gene Ontology annotation, molecular function: complement receptor activity; G protein-coupled receptor activity. Gene Ontology annotation, biological process: complement receptor mediated signaling pathway; inflammatory response; positive regulation of cytosolic calcium ion concentration. The coding region runs from base 268 to 1590 and encodes 440 amino acids.
ACCUUCCCCCAUCUGCAUUUAGGGAGGGGCAAGCAAGAUUUUGUUCUUUGUGUGCAGGCUGGAGUGACAGAACAGGAUGAGAUACGCACUUGUGAUAGUAAGUAGGAAGGAAACAGAUGCCUCCCUCAGAUAUAAAGUCUAGCUGGUGAUUUCUGCAAGUGGCCUUUCAUUGACGCAACACAAAGAGUAGACAAAAGGAUCAUUGCUUCUGUAACCCUCUCCAAAAAAAUUUAAAUAAAAAAAUCCUGCAGUUGGACUUCACAGCCAAUGUGCCACACAGCAUCAAUGUCCAAUACAACUAUCACCUCCAAUGCUUCGGGGGAGCAACAUUUUUGUCCCCUGCUGCAGAUCAUGCAGGAGCAUGCCCUGAACAACCAGACCAAGACCAACUGGAUCGUUGUUUGCUUCCACGGCCUGCUCUCCUGUUUUGGCAUUUUAGAGAACGCCCUGAUCCUUUGGGUGGUGGGUUUCCGUCUGCAGCGUCGUACAGUGACCGCCGUCUGGGUGCUCAAUUUGGCCAUGUCUGACUUCAUGGCCACACUGACACUUCCACUCUUCACUCUCUACCUGGCCUCCUCCCACAGUUGGGAGCUUGGCAACGCUCUCUGCAAAAUACAAGCAUCCAUCUUUUUCUUGAACAUGUUUGUGUCCGCCUUCCUGCUAGCAGCCAUUUCAAUGGACCGAUGCCUUCUAGUAAUCAAACCGGUGUGGUGCCAGAAUCAUCGAUCGGUAGCGCAAGCGUGGAAGGUGUGUUUGGUGGCUUGGCUGUGGGCAGCAAUUAAUACAUUUCCUUACUUCCUAUUUCGCUCAGUGACCGAGACUGCGGAUAAAAGGAAACUUUGCUACCAUAAUUUUGCCCUGCAUCAAACAUCGGAAGCCACACUUGAGAGAGACUGUGAAGUGAGGCAAACAGCCACAGCUGUCUCCAAACUGUUGCUGGCAUUCCUGAUUCCCCUCAUGGUGAUUGCGGGAAGCUACAUCCAAAUUGGACUCAGCCUGAGGAAAAGGAGUCGGAAGAGGAUGCAACAGAGCAUCAAGUUAAAUGAAGCGUUAAUUGGAUCAAACAAUAAUGGCACGUCGGGAGCUCCAACGCCACUUGCUUUUCCUCGAUCAUCCUUGAUACCUCCACCCUUGACCCCAGCCACAUCUUUUCGUCUCAACCAUCACAACCAGCUGUCCCAGAGCUUCACAAAGAUGGUGACAUCUGUGAUUUCAGUAUUUGCCCUAUGCUGGGCUCCCUAUCACAUCUUCUGCAUGAUUGAGGUGUCAGCCCUAUACUACGAGGAAAACCUUAAAGUGGUGGAGGUGGGAUUGCAUCUCGCCACAACCAUUGCCUUCUUUAAUUCAGUGCUGAAUCCCAUUCUGUACGCCUUUAGCUGCCCGCACUUUUGCGUGAGGAUAAGACAAAGCCUGGGAGCUGUCUUUGAUGGACUCGUAGAGGAGGGAGGAGGAAAACGAUUGUCUCCAACAUUCGGUGUACAAGCUCAUAUGAGGCCAAAAUGCAGUCGAGGUUCCUGCUAUACCACCUCACGAUCACCAAGGACUCCUUUACCUGGCCUUCCACCAAAAUUGGAUACUACUAACAAAUAAUAGAGCCUCAGUGAUGUCCAUAAAGCAUUGCGACUCAAGCAAUGAUGUACAACAUGUCUGAAUCGGUGCAAGGCUUUAGUCAUCUGUUUCAGGAAUGAGAGUCGUCCCAGUUGACACAUCUCUACAAAAACAGUUUGCAUUCUUACUCAUAUUAAUAUGGUUGAAUCAUUUUUGCUCUUCACACGUAAAUAAAAACUACCAUGCAAAGCAAAAACCAUGCAUCAACAAUGCCUCGAAACAUCAUUGGCAUAUCUGGGCUUGAGCUCAUCUGUGAUAGACUGACUCUCAGCGGGUAAGUAUGGUGUGGUUAGACGAGUUCACAUUUAAAAUUGUUUUUGAAAAUGGACAUUGUAUCCUCAGGACCAAAGUUCAAUGGCCAGUAUGUGUUAUGAGCACGGUAUAUUUCACUUGCACAUAUUUGAAAGCAUCACUAACCCUGCAUACAUGUUUUGGAGCAACAUAUGCUGCCAACCAUGCAAUAUAUUUUCCCGGGACAUCCCUGCUUAUUUCAGCAUGACAUUACCAUGACACAUUACAACUGUAACUGUUACAAGGUACAUCAGCGGAGACCCUGGACUGUUGAGCAACUGUAGCCGUACAUCAAGCAAGAAUGGGAAAGAAUUCCACCUCCAAAGCUUAAACAAUUUGUGUUCUUAGUUUCAAAAUGCGUAUUGAGUGUUUUGACAGGGAAAGGUAUGUAAAUGUAGUAAAUGUGCACCUGUCUGAGCUAUUUUAAAUUGUGUUUCAGGUAUCAAAUUCAAAAUACAGUAAGUGAAUAUUUGGAAACACGCACACACACACGCAUAAAGUUUAUCAGUUUGAGCAUUAAUUAUGUCAUCUUUGUCGCAUAGUCAACUGAAUUAAAACUGAAAAGGAUUUGAAAGUAAUUGUCUUCUGUUUUUAAUCCCCAUCGUCAUUGUAAUUGGGUUUGUCAAAUACUGUGACAUACGUAUGAAAAACAAAUGUAAAAAAUGGAUGAAUUGAUUGCCUCCUUUUUAGAGGGUACAUUUUUGCAGGGUUUAAUUGAAUUCCAAAUUAAGGAUAAAAAUAUUUCUUGCAUUUGGCAAGUAAUCUUGCAAAACAACUACAACAGAGAUUCUGAAUGACAACAUGAUUGUUAAUCACUAGAGGGCAGUCUGUCAUCCCAUUCAUUAACAUGAAACAUGUUAGCGUAGGAUUAUGCUUUUCAGGUCCCCUAAUCCAGGAUCAUUAUAAAUCUGCAGUGCUGAACAUUUGACCACCUUUCUGGAAGAUUAGAUUUGAUCAUACUGUAUGAGACACUAAUUUUGAUUGAUUGUCCCUCAACCAACACCCAAAUUGUCUGGUUCCAUCACAUUUAGACACACACAGGAUGUAAUGUGGGUCAAACCAAUGUAGGAUUACCAUGGAGGUAGUUGUAAUUUGAGGGGAAUAUUAAAGAGAAAAGAUCAUGAAUACAAAAACAGAACGGGAUUAAAAGGAAAGAGUCAUCAGACCUACAUACACAGCUCCCUUUCUAUCUCAGCCAUUCAACAGAUAAUCUCUCGGCAGUUGGGACGUUACUCUUCCAUUGUUUUCUUCUCCAGAACAAACCCUGAGCAUGUACAGCAAUAGUGUGGCAUUUGAGGGGAUGAAGCAAAUUGAGUCUUGUUCUUAGAAAUGAAACCAAACGUGAAUAUCAGGAGUAAAUUCAGAGAAAAUAUGGCUUGAUCUUGGCAUUAACACAAUAAAAAUCAAUGAUUUAAACUGAUCAGAUAGGAUUUUACACUCAGUCUGUCAAACUGUAUGCCUACAAAGACAGUGGAAGUCUAAACCGAAAGAUGUGAGGAGAAGAAUCAGAGUGACAAGGUGGCAGGAGAUUGGAAUUGGAUUGCUUGAACGGGUUUAAUGCACUAAUACUAUGCUUGUAGUUGACAGAUGCUGGGUAGAGCAUUAAAUCUGUGUUCCAUGUUUGUGAUUUUCUUUUGGCCACCAGAAAUCCUACACUCCCCUUUUUACUUGAAUUCGACAUAUUUUAAGGCUUGUUGCUGUUACCAAACUAAAUAUAUGGCAUUGUGUGUGUAUCACAUUGUUAGAAUUGUAAAAUCAAAUCAAGUUGAGCAGCUUGACCGGACAGAUGCUUGUCCGUGUGUGUGUGUAAUCAUGGUUUGUGUCGAUUACUAUCGCUGCAUUGUCAUACUCAAAACAUGUCAAAUCUAGUUCUUUAUUCAGUUAAAUAUAUGUUUUGGAAUGCA